Molecule: messenger RNA, 1419 nt
Organism: Neofelis nebulosa (Clouded leopard)
Lineage: Eukaryota; Metazoa; Chordata; Mammalia; Carnivora; Felidae
Gene: MAGEH1
Product: MAGE family member H1
Exons: 1
Coding region: 251-910 (219 amino acids)
Biological process (GO): negative regulation of transcription by RNA polymerase II
Cellular component (GO): nucleus
Source: RefSeq, a predicted model, not a curated record
AAGGCGGAGUCAGUUUUGCCUAGCGUUCCGGCUCUUGCAGCGGGAGUGAAUGCAGGCGGCUGUUGCUCGCGCAUUUUUGUUUCCCUGGGAGUGAGCUUUGUCGCUGAGAACAUCUGGCUUGUUGCUACAAAGACUAUUGACAUUGGUGGCUUCAGCAGCGGCCGCUUAAGGUAGAGAUAGUUGCUUUCUGCAGAAGUUGCAGGCAUCAUUCCCUAGAAUUGCAAUAGGCUCGGCGCCCAUAGUGGGAGACAUGCCUCGGGGUCGGAAGAGUCGGCGCCGCCGUAACGCAAGAGCCGCGGAAGAGAACCGCAACAAUCGUAAGAUCCAGGCCUCAGAAGCUUCUGAGACCCCGAUGGCCACUUCUCUGGCCCCAGGGACCCCGGAGGACGACCUGAGUGGCCCUGAGGAAGACCCUAGCACUCCGGAGGAGGCCUCCACUACACCUGAGGAAGCCUCCAGCACUGCUCAAGUACAAAAGCCUUCCGUAGCCCGGAGCAAUUUUCAAGGCACCAAGAAAAGUCUCCUGAUGUCCAUAUUAGCCCUCAUCUUCAUCAUGGGCAACAGCGCCAAGGAGGCCCUGGUCUGGAAAGUGCUUGGGAAGUUGGGGAUGCAGCCUGGCCGGCAGCACAGCAUCUUUGGAGAUCCAAAGAAGGUCGUCACAGAGGAGUUUGUGCGCAGAGGGUACCUGAUUUAUAAGCCGGUGCCACGUAGCAGUCCCGUGGAGUAUGAGUUCUUCUGGGGACCUAGAGCACAUGUGGAAUCGAGCAAGCUGAAAGUCAUGCAUUUUGUGGCAAGGGUGCGUAACCGAUGCUCCAAGGACUGGCCAUGUAAUUAUGAUUGGGAUUCCGAUGAUGAUGCAGAAGUUGAGGCUAUCCUUAAUUCAGGUGCUAGGGGUUACACUGCACCUUAGGGAAAUCUGGAGCAGACACUUGAGGGGGGUUGGAAACAGCAUCAGAGGUACCCAAAGGAGUAGAUUAGCUGGGUGCUGAGUUGAAUAUGAUGGGAAAAGAGAGACAUUUGGUAUUUGUGAUCAGUGCUAAUUGUUAACUGCAAAAUAUUGUACAAUUGUAUACGUCUUAAUAUAGUGCUGAUGAAGGUCACAAUAUGAUUAAAAAUAUGAUUACAGAAAGGAUUUUUUUUCUUUUUGUCUGUCAUUGAGACUUAGUAUAACAGUUUUGCUACCCUUAUAAAAUGAGUCCAUCAUAUUCUGUGAUCUGGUAUAUAUUUUAUAUCAUUGAAAUAGGUAAUUCUGAAAAGUUUGAACUAAACCGGUAUGUGAGAGAAGGAUGGGGAAAUUCUUUUAUGUCUGACCUUUCUGAAACCUUUGUGUCUACUGUUGUAUAAAGAAAACUGACAACUACCAUAAAUUUCCUUAGCUACUGCACAAUAUAGAAAAAAAUAAAACUAUAAUGAUGAGGA